Doryrhamphus excisus (bluestripe pipefish) is the source of this 394-nucleotide messenger RNA. It is a transcript of the gene ly97.3, whose product is annotated as lymphocyte antigen 97, tandem duplicate 3. NCBI's taxonomy places the organism in Eukaryota, Metazoa, Chordata, Actinopteri, Syngnathiformes, Syngnathidae. The record is from RefSeq and is a predicted model, not a curated record.
GACGGAAUUCCGCUCACUGACUGGCAAAGAUCGAGGAGUGAAAGGUAUACCUAAUGAAGUGUCCCGUGGCAAUGAAGUUGUUCCUGUUGGCCGUCUGCCUCGCCUCGCUGCUCGCGGCAGGUCAGGCUCUGGACUGCCAUCGCUGCGUCCCCAAGAAGGCCGGAGGAGAUUGCGAGCUCAGCGUGGAGACGUGCAGACCCGAGAAAGAUGGCUGCGCCGCCGCCAGCUUCCUCAGCAAGCCAUACGGCCACUACCAGAAAUGCAUGGCUCUGUCAGACUGUCACAUGCUGAAGAUGAACGCUUUCAUCAACAUCACGUGUUGCGACAGCGACAUGUGCAACGCUUGGUGAAGAAGCCGUUUCCAUGGUUACUAAAACCGGUCAAAUAAAUUGAA